UUGUCGCGAGAGAUCGGCUACGUGGAGGGGAGGCUGACACGUCUGAUGAGCAGCAAGCACGUGAUGCACCUCAUGGCGGUCAUCGUCCUGGUUGACGCAUACUGCAACUGCGCGGACAUCGAUGCCCGGGCUGAGGGGAGCACGGCGGACACAGCCAUCGUCGUCAUCUCGAACACCUGCCUGGUGCUCUACACCAUCGAGCUGGUUGUCAUGGGCGUCCUCAAG
Molecule: messenger RNA, 225 nt
Organism: Symbiodinium sp. CCMP2456
Lineage: Eukaryota; Dinophyceae; Suessiales; Symbiodiniaceae
Source: the annotation of a GenBank genome assembly